Molecule: messenger RNA, 572 nt
Organism: Contarinia nasturtii (swede midge)
Lineage: Eukaryota; Metazoa; Arthropoda; Insecta; Diptera; Cecidomyiidae
Exons: 4
Coding region: 36-572 (178 amino acids)
Molecular function (GO): odorant binding
Source: RefSeq, a predicted model, not a curated record
UCCACCACACCACCGUCACCACUAGUUCUAUAAGCAUGGGUUUAACUCACAAAAUUGCUAUUAUAAUUUAUGUUUUGGUGUUUAUCUUUGCCAAACUAUUUUACUGUAUCGAUGUGAAUCAUACAACUGUAACCAUGACACCAUCGGUUUUGAACGAGAGCACAAAUAGUACCAACACAACCGAAACCAAUUCGUUUAACAACCAAACAACAAAAUUAGAUAGUAGCACUAUCCAACCACAACUUGAACACGGUGACGCUAUGCAAAUUUGCAACGAAACUAAUCCAACACCAAAAGAAUCUCUAAUUGAACUAAAUUUAACAGGAACAUUAAGUGAUGAAAUUGAUUUGAUAUCAACAUGUUUUAUCAGGUGUUACCUUGAUAAAAUGGGAAUUCUAAAAACUGACAUUCUCGACCGUGAACGAGCCAUGGAUUUGGAGUUGGCUCGAAAUGAAGACAUUCUUGAUGAUUGCUCAAAGGAGUCACGAGAUGAGAAGGAUAUGUGUAUGCGUGCUUAUUUCUUUCUUCGUUGUGUUGUCAUUUGGAAUUUAAUAUACGAUGAUGCCAAAUAG